Molecule: messenger RNA, 537 nt
Organism: Truncatella angustata
Lineage: Eukaryota; Fungi; Ascomycota; Sordariomycetes; Amphisphaeriales; Sporocadaceae
Product: ubiquitin conjugating enzyme-like protein
Exons: 2
Coding region: 1-537 (178 amino acids)
Cellular component (GO): cytosol; endoplasmic reticulum
Source: RefSeq, a predicted model, not a curated record
AUGUCUUCGUCCUCCCAACAAACCGGCGCAGCCCGCCUGCUGCAGCGGCAACUAAACGAGAUGAGGAAGGCAAAGGACCUCGAGGGCGUCUCGGUCGGCCUCGUCAACGACAACAACGUCUUCGCCUGGCAGGUCGGCAUCAUGAUCAACGACGACUGCAAGUACUACGGCGGCGGCUGCUUCAACGCGACCCUGACCUUCCCGCCCGAGUACCCUCACAUGCCGCCGAAGCUCGUGUUCCAGAACCCCGUGCCGUUCCACCCGAACAUCUACGCCAACGGGGAGCUCUGCAUCUCCAUCCUGCACCCGCCGGAGGAGGACAAGUACGGGUACGAGUCGGCCUCGGAGCGGUGGAGCCCCGUGCAGACCCCCGAGACCAUCCUCGUCUCCGUCCUGAGCCUCUUCAACGAGCCCAACGACGAGAGCCCCGCCAACCUCGACGCCGCCAAGCUUCUAAGGCUCGAGAGGGAAGGGACCAGCAAGGAGUUUCGGAGAAGGGUCAGGAAGUGUGUAAGGGAGAGCUUGGGCGAGGAUUGA